AUGAGGAGGCUGUGCCCGAACGUCGACCGGGAAGACGCCCUCGAGACGGUGCUGGAGGUGCCGAUCCCGGAGGAGAUGUUCACGAGCAUGGGGAGCAGCGUCGCGCUCCGGAUGCAGAACAUGCUGACGUGGAUGAAGGCCCAGACGUCGGACAAGUGGUCGUCCCCGGUCAUCGCCGCCCGCAUCAACGAGCUCCGCUUCCUCCUCUACCUCGUGGGGUCGCCCCUCAUCCCCCUCCAGGUCCAGCUCGACCACCCCGUGAACCGCCCCAUUCGCGAUGGCUCCAUCGAAGCAUCGACGGCGAAGUACAUAGUACAGCAGUAUGUAGCGGCGACGGGAGGGCAGCAGGCGGUGAAUGCGGUGCACAGCAUGUGCGCGACCGGCCAAGUGAAGAUAAGCGCGUCGGAGUUCCACCAAGGGGACGAGAGCGUGGAGACGCGGAGCACGCAGGAGGCUGGGGGGUUCGUGCUGUGGCAGAAGAACCCCGACCUCUGGACCCUCGAGCUCGUCGUCUCAGGCUGCAAGGUUAGCUGCGGCAGCAACGGCAAGCUCUCGUGGCGGCACUCCUCGAACCAGCAGAUGCCGGUCUCGAAAGGGCCGCCUCGGCCCUUGCGGCGAUUCCUUCAGGGAUUAGAUCCAAGAUCGACGGCCAACCUGUUCCUAGACGCGAUGUGCAUCGGGGAGAAGAUCAUCAACGACGAGGACUGCUUCAUCCUCAAGCUGGAGACAAGCCCGGCGGUCAGGGAGGCGCAGAGCGGCCCCAACUUUGACAUCAUCCACCACACCAUCUGGGGCUACUUCAGCCAGCGGUCGGGCCUCCUGAUACAGUUUGAGGACUCGCGGCUGCUCCGCAUGAAGACCACCAAGGGCGAGGACGCGGAUGUCUUCUGGGAGACAAGCACCGAGUCGGUGAUGGAGGAGUACAGGUACGUGGAUGGGGUCAACAUUGCGCACCGGGGAAAAACCACCGUGACGGUGAUCAGGUACGGCGAGCAGUCAGCGAACCACAAGCGGGAGAUCGAGGAGACGUGGAAGAUCGAGGAGGUGGACUUCAACGUGUGGGGGUUGUCGGUCGAGGACUUUAUGCCGCCAGCGGAAAUUAAGCAAGGUCAGUUUAUUUGGUGAGGAGAGUGAACUGAACUGAUUUUGAUUUCCAUGGUUAGUAGAUGUU
This is a messenger RNA of Eucalyptus grandis, 1171 nucleotides long. RefSeq lists its product as uncharacterized. NCBI's taxonomy places the organism in Eukaryota, Viridiplantae, Streptophyta, Magnoliopsida, Myrtales, Myrtaceae. The record is from RefSeq and is a predicted model, not a curated record. The transcript has 3 exons. The coding region runs from base 1 to 1125 and encodes 374 amino acids.